AAACUGGAUAAAGCCUAUAAGGACAGGGAGGUAGUCUAAUCACAAAGCAGAGCUAAUAGCAGGCUAGGAACCAUCACACAACAGGGUAAGAUAGACUUGUGGAAAUCCUUACUUACAUAGCAUCAAUAACAGACACAAUCUACACUUCAUACACUUCACUUCUCCAGAAGCCAUCCUCACUCACGCACACAUAUCUUCAGACACACAGCUUGAGUCCAGUCCAGACCCCUGAGUACAGCUCAGGUUAUCGGUGACCAGUCAUGAUGUCUACCGUGGGCAUUGCCAAGAUCCUCUUCUGUGUUCUGUUCCUCUACAGCUGUUGCCAUGUGAUUCAGGGCCAGAUGGUGAUGGACUGCUGUCUGUCGGUCAGUCAAAGAGAGAUCCCUAGACACGUUGUCAUAGGUUACCAGCCUCAGGUCAGAGGUCAAGGCUGCUCCAUCGGCGCUGUGGUCUUCACUACCAGGAGGGGACUCAAGCUGUGUGCUCCCACUGACCCCACCUGGGUUACAGACCUGAUGAAUUUCAUGGACCGCCUCAUCAAGAAAUGCCACGAAACCAACUUCAAGGCUAAACACUGUAAGAAGCUGAAGCACAAGACUCCCUAAGGUCCCUGUCGGAGCCCCUCCUACCACCACCACCUCCACCCCCAUCUCCCGGUCAAAACAACCACGACAGAGCCCGAGAAGAACCUUCCAAGUGGGUGAAGAACAGGGUGGGAGAAGUAAAACAACACAAAAAGACUAAUGUGAUUCCUCUUACCACUAAUGCACUUUUUAACUUUCCUUCUGUCUUCAGUCUUUAGUUUAUACAACAGACCGUCUUGCUUAAGAUACCAUGCUGUUUCUCAGUGGCACGUUUUUUUUUGUUUUUUUUAUGUGACAAAAUAUUGAAUGAUAAUAUUCCAAAAAGAGUAGACCCUUGACCCCAAAUUUGAACUGGCCCUUAAAGCUACAGUCUGGGAUUUGAAAAGCAACAAAAUGGCAGAAGUAAUUGAAAUGACCAGAUUCCUAGAUCCCAGACUAAUUUUGUCAUCAAAUACAAAUUUAUUUGUCACAUGCUUCAUGAACAACAGCUGUAUUCUAACAGUGAAAUGCUUACUUACAUGUCAUUUUCCAACAAUAUAGGGUUAAAGAUAAAGAUACUAAAAUAUAUAAUAUAAAAUCAGAAUCAGAAAUCAGAAUAAAUCAGGGGUUAGAGGUCAAGGGUCAAGGUGCUGGCAGCUGGUUAGAACACCAAUUUGCCUAAUCUAUACGUACAUCUCAGAGAAUUCAAUAUUUCUUAUCAUUUGUGAACCUACAAUGUAUUUGACAAAUUCUUAUUUUUUCAUGGACCUUUUGUUUUUUCAAUAAAGACUUUGCCAAAUCAA
Messenger RNA from Salvelinus namaycush (lake trout), 1366 nucleotides. RefSeq names its product chemokine (C-C motif) ligand 19a, tandem duplicate 1 (gene ccl19a.1). The transcript has 4 exons. Gene Ontology annotation, biological process: G protein-coupled receptor signaling pathway; cellular response to type II interferon; cellular response to tumor necrosis factor. Lineage: Eukaryota; Metazoa; Chordata; Actinopteri; Salmoniformes; Salmonidae. Gene Ontology annotation, molecular function: chemokine activity; CCR chemokine receptor binding. Bases 261 to 605 code for a protein of 114 amino acids. The record is from RefSeq and is a predicted model, not a curated record. Gene Ontology annotation, cellular component: extracellular region.